GAAACUUGAAGCCAUUUGAAAUCUUUGCAAGGCAAAAUUUUCUCUUGCUGGGAAAAAAAGAGCGGAGUCACUUGGAGGGAUCAGAGUCCUGAGGCGCCAGAAAUGGUCCCGUGAAGGAAAAGGCAUCUGGAGACCCAGAAGAGUCCUUGGAGCCAUUUGGAGUUGCUGUGCAGGAGAGAGAAAGGAUGGAGACACAACCUUUGGGAAAGGAGGGAGCCGGAAAAGGCCCUUCAGCUGCUCAGCCUGGGAAGCUCUGGACAAGGACUGGGCAGGAGAUCCUGGAGGAGGAAACCAUCCUCCCUUCAGAAGUUCAGCCCUGGAGCUUCAUCCAAUGCCAGGAGGCUGAGGGUCCCCGAGGACUUUGCAGCCGACUCCAUGACUUUUGCAGGCGAUGGCUGAGAUCAGAAAAGCACACCAAAGCCCAGAUGUUGGACCUGGUGGUUCUGGAGCAGUUCCUGGCUCUUCUUCCCCCAGAGAUGGAGGGCUGGGUGAGGGAGUGUGGAGCAGAGACCAGCUCCCAGGCGGUGGCCCUGGUGGAAGGCUUCCUCUUGAGCCAGGCAGAGGAACAGAAGGAGCAGGUCGAGAUGCAGUGCUGCACUGUGGAGAUCAGAGAUCCUGAGGGAAAGAAGAAACCAUCAAACUCCCAUCAGGAGCUAUUUUUUAGGAGGAUCCCUUGGGAGGAUCAAAGUCAGGACACCUCAGGAGAGAAACAAAGAAUGAAAUUUUCUGAUUUUUAUGAUGGCGAUCCAACAGCGGCUGAACCCCUAAAUCAAGAGAGUCUUGUGUCCUUCGAGGAGGUGGCUGUGUAUUUCUCUGAGGAGGAAUGGUCUCAGCUGGAUCCUGCCCAGAAAGCGCUUCAUUCGGAAGUCAUGCUUGAAAACCAUCGGAACGUGGUCUCUCUGGGUAAUAAUAGUCAGAAGAAUCAAGAUUCCUGUGAACUAUUCCAAGUGAUCAAUGCUAAAGAUGGAACAGAGAAGUUUGGAAUUCGAAUGGAAUUAGAAACCCAUGAUAGAAACCAGUCAAAUGAUAGGAAUCAGGAAAGCUCAUCUUCCGCUAAUGCUCUGAUACAAAACUUUCAUGCCGAACAGGAGAAAAUAAGGAAAAAAUAUAUUGGGAAAAGUUUGAAGCCAAUCAAAGCUAAAUUACUAGUAAAAGAACACUAUUUAAGCCAAAAUGAAGGAGAAGAUGAUAUAAGAAGACACAACGGAAAAAGUUACAAUGUGACAUUCAUUCCUUCUCUUGGAAAUAAGUUCCUUACACCUCAAAAAAUGAUUGACGCAAAAGUAAAGCCUUAUCAAUGUUUGGAAUGUGGAACAUGUUUUAGAACAAGCAGGCAACUUACUUCCCAUGAAAGGACUCACACUGGGGAGAAGCUAUACAAAUGCAGAGAGCCUGGUAACAGGUUCAGAAGACUUAGUAAUCUUAUUUCCCAUAAAAGGAUCCACUCAGGAGAGAAACCGUAUAAAUGCAUGGAGUGUGGAAAGACCUUUGCUCAAAGAAAUACUCUUAUUUCUCAUAAGAGGAUUCACACAGGGGAGAAGCCGUAUAAAUGCAUGGAAUGUGGAAAGACCUUUGCUCAAAGUGGUCAUCUUAUUUGCCAUAAGAUGAUCCACAGAGAGGAGAAGCCAUAUAAAUGCAUGGAAUGUGGAAAGACCUUUGCUCAAAGAAGUCAUCUUAUUCGCCAUAUGAGGAUCCACACAGGGGAGAAGCCGUAUAAAUGCAUGGAGUGUGGAAAAACGUUUUCGACUAGCAGUGGACUCAAUUACCACAAUAAGCUCCACACAAGAGAAAAGUCCUAUAAAUGCAUGGAGUGUGGAAAGACCUUUGCUUGUAGAAGUCAUCUUACUCGCCAUAAGAUGGUCCACACAGGGGAGAAGCCAUAUAGAUGCAUGGAGUGUGGAAAGACCUUUGCUCAAAGAGGUCAUCUUACUUCCCAUAAGAGGAUCCACACAGGGGAGAAGCCGUAUAAAUGCAUGGAGUGUGGGAAAACGUUUUCGCGUAGCAGCGGACUCAAUAAGCACAAUAAGCUCCACACAAGAGAAAAGUCCUAUAAAUGCAUGAAGUGCGGAAAGACCUUUGCUGAUAGUAAUGUACUUACUAUCCACAAGACGAUCCACGCAGGGGAAAAGCCAUUUAAAUGCAUGGAGUGCGGAAAGACCUUUGCUUAUAGUAAUGUACUUACUAUCCACAAAAGGAUCCACACAGGGGAAAAGCCAUUUAAAUGCAUGGAGUGUGGAAAGACCUUUGCUCAAAGAGGUCAUCUUAUUCGCCAUAAGGUGAUCCACACAGGGGAAAAGCCAUUUAAAUGCAUGGAAUGUGGAAAGACCUUUGCUGAAAGAUGUAAUCUUACUUCCCAUAAGAGGAUCCACACAGGGGAGAAGCCAUAUAAAUGCAUGGAGUGUGGGAAAACCUUUUCGCAUGGCAGUGGACUCCAUAAGCACAAUAAGAUCCACACAGGGGAGAAGCCGUAUAAAUGCAUGGAGUGUGGGAAAAUGUUCAGAAGUCGUAGUAAUCUUAUUUUCCAUAAAAGGAUCCACAUGGGGGAGAAGCCAUAUAAAUGCAUGAAUUGUGGAAAGACAUUUGCUUGGAAGAAUGGUCUUACUUGCCAUAACAAAAUCCACACAGGAGAGCAAACAUAUAAAUGCACGGAGUGUGGAAAGACCUAUGCUCAUAGCAGUGGACUUGCUGUUCACAAAAAGCUCCACACAGGAGAGGAACCGUAUAAAUGCAAGGAGUGUGGAAAGACCUUUGCUCGAAGAGAUAUACUUAUUUCCCAUGAGAGGAUCCACACAGGGGAGAAACCAUAUAAAUGCAUGGAGUGUGGAAAGACCUUUGCUCGAAGAGAUAAACUUAUUUCCCAUGAGAGGAUCCACACAGGGGAGAAACCAUAUAAAUGCAUGGAGUGUGGAAAGAUCUUUGCUCGGAGAGAUAAUCUUAUUUCCCAUAAGAGGAUCCACACAGGGGAGAAGCCAUAUAAAUGCAUGGAGUGUGGAAAGAUCUUUGCUCGGAGAGAUAAUCUUAUUUCCCAUAAGAGGAUCCACACAGGGGAGAAGCCAUAUAAAUGCAUGGAGUGUGGAAAGAACUUUGCUCGAAAAGAUCAACUUAUUUCCCAUAAGAGGAUCCACACAGGGGAGAAGCCAUAUAAAUGCAUGGAGUGUGGAAAGAACUUUGCUCGAAAAGAUCAACUUAUUUCCCAUAAGAGGAUCCACACAGGGGAGAAGCCAUAUAAAUGCAUGGAGUGUGGAAAGAACUUUGCUCGAAAAAAUCAACUUAUUUCCCAUAAGAGGAUCCACACAGGGGAGAAGCCGUAUAAAUGCAUGGAAUGUGGAAAGACCUUUGCUCAGAGCAGUGGAUUUACUAUGCACAAAAAGAUCCACACAGGUGAGAAAUUGUAUAAAUGCAUGGAGUGUGGAAAGACAUUUGCUCAGAAAGGUAAUUUUACUUCUCAUAAAAGGAUCCACGCUCGGAAGAAAAUAUAUAGUAAUAGCAAUUCCACUUAGACUUAUAUACCACUCCACAAUGCUUUUACAGCAUUCUCUGAGCAGUUUACAAAGUCAACAUAUAGUCCCCAGCAAUCUGUGUCCUCAUUUUACCCACCUCAGAAGGAGAAAGCUGAAUCAACCAUGACACUGUCAGCAUCAAACUCCUGGCUAUGGGCACUUAGCAUAUAGUACUGCAUUCUAACCACUGACCCACCAUGUCUCUAUAUUUUUAUCUGUAUGCAUAUUGUGCCUUUCUGAUCCAAAUGAGAGAAGGUUGAAUCCAACAAAAUGAAAUUUAAUGUGGAGAAAAGUAAGAUUGUACACCUCGGCAGGAAAAGCAGAUUACCUGAAACCUCGCUCAAAAAUAGUAACUAUGAAAGGGUCCUUGGAGUCCAAAUGGAUGAUAACUUAAGCAUGAAUUCCCUGUGUGCGGCAGCAGCUAAAAAAGCGAAUACAAUCCUUGGUUGUAUAAACAGAGGCAUAAAAUCAAAAACACAUGAAGUGUUAGUAUGGCUUCAUAAAGCCUUAGUAAGACCAUACCUGGAAUACUGGUGUGGAAUACUGGUGUGGAAUACCUGGAAUACUGCAAUCUGUUUGGGUCAUCACAUCACCAUUCCUAGGAG
Messenger RNA from Ahaetulla prasina, 4105 nucleotides. Its product is annotated as zinc finger protein 493-like. Bases 186 to 3500 code for a protein of 1104 amino acids. Gene Ontology annotation, molecular function: DNA-binding transcription repressor activity, RNA polymerase II-specific. Gene Ontology annotation, cellular component: nucleus. The record is from RefSeq and is a predicted model, not a curated record. Gene Ontology annotation, biological process: negative regulation of transcription by RNA polymerase II. The transcript has 8 exons. Lineage: Eukaryota; Metazoa; Chordata; Lepidosauria; Squamata; Colubridae.